Messenger RNA from Nannospalax galili (Upper Galilee mountains blind mole rat), 936 nucleotides. Its product is annotated as olfactory receptor 5W2-like. The coding region runs from base 4 to 936 and encodes 310 amino acids. The record is from RefSeq and is a predicted model, not a curated record. The transcript has a single exon. Gene Ontology annotation, cellular component: membrane. Lineage: Eukaryota; Metazoa; Chordata; Mammalia; Rodentia; Spalacidae. Gene Ontology annotation, molecular function: odorant binding; G protein-coupled receptor activity; olfactory receptor activity. Gene Ontology annotation, biological process: sensory perception of smell; G protein-coupled receptor signaling pathway.
AGAAUGCACAAGGAAAACUGUUCUUCAUUACCAGAAUUCUUUCUACUGGGAAUUACUAACAUCCCUGAUGUGAAAGCUAUUUUAUUUGCUGUGUUUCUAUGUGUUUAUCUUGCUAGUCUGCUGACUAAUAUUGGAAUGAUCGUUUUGAUCAGAAUGGAUCCCAAGCUUCACACACCCAUGUACUUCUUCCUCUGCCAACUCUCUUUGUCUGACCUCUGCUACUCCACUGCAGUUGGACCCAAGAUGCUGGUUGGCCUACUUACAGACAACAAUCCUAUUUCCUUUGUGGGCUGCUUUCUGCAACUCUUAAUUGUCUGCAUCUUUAUAGAUGGUGAGUGUCUUGUGCUAGCAGUGAUGGCCUUUGACAGGUACAAGGCCAUUAGUAACCCCCUGAUGUACACAGUGGAUAUGUCCAAUGUGGUAUGCUACCAAUUCUUAACUGGAAUUUAUAUUGCAUCAACUAUAGAAAGUUCCAUUGAGGUAGCACUGACAUCCAGCUUAUGUUUUUGUGGCUCUACUCAGAUCAAUCAUUUCUUCUGUGAUUUGCCUCCACUUUACCUCCUUUCCUGUUCUGACACACAGGUCAAUGAACUGGUUUUAUUCACCCUUUUUGGUUUCAUUGAGGUGAGCACCAUCUCAGGAGUCCUUGUCUCCUACUGCUACAUCAUCUUAUCAGUCUUAAAGAUCAGCUCUGCUGGGGGUCGCUUGAAAGCUUUCUCCACCUGUGCCUCCCACCUAACUGCACUUGGGAUUUUCCAGGGAACCAUGCUCUUCAUGUAUUUCCGACCAAGUUCUUCUUAUUCUCUAGAUCAAGACAAAAUGACCUCACUGUUUUAUCUUCUGAUUAUCCCUAUGAUGAAUCCUCUAAUUUACAGUCUGAGGAACAAGGAUGUGAAAGAGGCCUUGGUCAAACUGAAAAAUAAAUGGUGUUUUUAA